This is a messenger RNA of Mercurialis annua (annual mercury), 1995 nucleotides long. Its product is annotated as carotene epsilon-monooxygenase, chloroplastic. Gene Ontology annotation, molecular function: iron ion binding; heme binding. The record is from RefSeq and is a predicted model, not a curated record. Lineage: Eukaryota; Viridiplantae; Streptophyta; Magnoliopsida; Malpighiales; Euphorbiaceae. Gene Ontology annotation, cellular component: chloroplast. Bases 187 to 1902 code for a protein of 571 amino acids. The transcript has 10 exons. Gene Ontology annotation, biological process: carotenoid biosynthetic process.
UUUCCUCCUCCACCAACGGUGCGUUUUAUCCAACUAACAUUCAAGAUCACCCGCCUUCUCCACCCCACAUAUAAACACUAUCACCAUAGUUACUAAGCUUCAAGCUAUGGCUUGAAAAAUUGAACCCCUAAUCAAAUCAACCCAAAAAAACUCGCAAUUUCAUCAAAUUCCUCCUCAAAAAUCACAAUGCCACUAUCCAAUUCCCUCUCAUCAUUUUCUCAACUCUCAAUCCCACUCAUAAAACCCACAACAUCACCAAUUCUCACUACAAAGCCUCACUCAAUCGCAAUCAAAUCAUCACUAAACACCAAACCACCGAACCCCAAUUCAAAUGACCAAAAACCCAGCUCAUGGGUCAGCCCAGAUUGGCUAACUUCACUCACGAAAACCCUCACAUUGAAUCAGAAAAACGAUGACUCGGGGAUUCCUAUAGCGAGUGCUAAGCUUGAGGACGUGUCUGAUCUUUUGGGUGGUGCAUUGUUUCUUCCUUUGUUUAAAUGGAUGAAUGAGUAUGGCCCUAUUUAUAGACUUGCUGCUGGGCCUAGGAAUUUUGUUGUUGUUAGUGACCCUGUUAUUGCUAAACAUGUGUUGAGAAAUUAUGGUGAGGGGAAGUAUGCUAAGGGUCUUGUUGCUGAGGUUUCUGAGUUCUUGUUUGGCUCUGGUUUUGCUAUUGCUGAAGGUUCUCUUUGGACGGCAAGGCGCAGGGCUGUUGUUCCAUCUCUGCACAAGAAAUAUCUGUCAGUUAUGGUUGAAAGAGUAUUUUGCAAGUGUGCUCAGAGAUUAGUGGAUAAGCUACAACCUGAUGUAAUAAAUGGCACUGCUGUAAAUAUGGAAGCAAAGUUCUCUCAGUUAACUCUUGAUGUAAUUGGUCUCUCAGUAUUCAACUACAAUUUUGAUGCACUCACCACCGACAGCCCAGUCAUUGAUGCUGUUUACACUUCAUUAAAAGAAGCAGAGGCUCGUUCGACUGAUCUUUUGCCAUACUGGAAGGUUAAAGCUUUGUGUAAGAUAAUUCCUAGACAAAUUAAAGCUGAAAAUGCAGUUACAGUAAUCAGGCAAACUGUUGAAGAACUUAUUGCGAAAUGCAAAGAAAUUGUGGAGGCUGAAGGUGAAAGAAUCGAUGAUGAGGAAUAUGUAAAUGACUCCGAUCCAAGCAUCCUUCGCUUCUUGCUUGCCAGCAGGGAAGAGGUUUCCAGCGUACAAUUACGGGAUGACCUGUUAUCAAUGUUAGUUGCUGGCCAUGAGACAACUGGUUCAGUGUUGACUUGGACAUUGUAUCUUCUAAGUAAGGAUCCUUCAUCAUUAUUGAAGGCGCAAGAAGAAGUUGACCAAGUACUACAAGGAAGGCAUCCAUCCUAUGAAGAUAUAAAGAAUUUAAAGUAUCUUAUGCGCUGCAUAAAUGAGUCGCUACGUCUCUAUCCACACCCUCCUGUGUUACUAAGAAGAGCUCAAGUUGCUGAUGUACUUCCAGGAAAUUACAAGGUUAAUGCUGGCCAAGACAUAAUGAUCUCAGUGUACAAUAUCCAUCGUUCUUCAAAGGUGUGGGAGAGAGCAGAAGAGUUUGUGCCAGAAAGAUUUGACUUGGAAGGUCCAGUGCCUAAUGAAACAAAUACAGAUUUCAGGUUUAUUCCUUUUAGUGGAGGGCCGCGUAAAUGCGUUGGUGACCAAUUUGCUUUACUUGAAGCUAUUGUAGCCCUCGCAAUCUUUCUGCAGAAUUUGAACUUUGAACUGGUUCCUGAUCAAAAGAUCAGCAUGACUACCGGAGCAACCAUCCAUACAGCAAAUGGUUUGUUCAUGAAGCUCAGUGAAAGGAAAAAAGUUGAGGCUUUUGCUUCUUCCGUAAGGGAAAUGGAAUUUUUGUUAGGUUUUAUUCUAAUGAAGUGGGCAUCACAUAAUCUCUAAUCUUAAUGUGAUUUGGCGCAAGCUAAACUGGGAUUUAUGCUCUGAAAAUAUUUCCAUUUUCAUGCAAUGAAAUUGAUUAGGGGUCCAAAGAUU